Cololabis saira (Pacific saury) is the source of this 5034-nucleotide messenger RNA. It is a transcript of the gene nek1, whose product is annotated as NIMA-related kinase 1. Lineage: Eukaryota; Metazoa; Chordata; Actinopteri; Beloniformes; Belonidae. Bases 90 to 4250 code for a protein of 1386 amino acids. The transcript is spliced from 36 exons. Gene Ontology annotation, molecular function: ATP binding; protein kinase activity. The record is from RefSeq and is a predicted model, not a curated record. Gene Ontology annotation, biological process: protein phosphorylation.
GGCCAGUAGCAUGCACCAGACCCUCUGCGAGAUAGCAGUGAAAAAGAAAGACUGAUGUCCCAGCAUGAGGAGCAAGUCAUUCUAGUAACAUGGACAAGUACGAAAAGGUGAAAAAAAUUGGAGAAGGCUCAUUUGGAAAAGCCAUCCUUGUUAAAUCCAAAGAGGAUGGACAUCAGUAUGUCAUUAAGGAGAUUGGCAUAUCCGGAAUGUCUAAUAAGGAGAGGCAGGAAUCUCGGAGAGAGGUUGCUGUUCUUGCCAAUAUGAGUCAUCCCAACAUUGUCCAGUAUAAGGAGUCUUUUGAAGAGGGGGGUGCUCUGUAUAUUGUGAUGGACUACUGUGAGGGUGGAGAUCUUUUCAAAAAGAUAAACUCUCAGAAAGGAGUACUGUUCCCAGAAGAGCAAAUCCUGGACUGGUUUGCGCAGAUUUGCCUGGCACUGAAGCAUGUGCACGAUCAAAAAAUUCUUCACAGGGACAUAAAAUCACAGAAUAUAUUUUUGACUAAAGAUGGGACUGUACAGCUUGGAGACUUUGGCAUUGCAAGGGUCUUGAACAGCACAGUAGAGCUGGCGAGAACAUGCAUUGGAACGCCAUAUUACCUAUCACCUGAGAUUUGCGAAAAUAAACCGUACAACAACAAAAGUGAUAUUUGGGCCCUAGGGUGUGUCCUGUAUGAAAUGUGCACUCUUAAGCAUGCAUUUGAGGCUGGAAAUAUGAAGAACUUAGUCCUGAAGAUAAUUCGUGGCUCAUACCCUCCCGUGUCUGUCCACUAUUCCCAAGAACUGCGUUCUCUCUUGGCGCAGCUGUUUAAACGUAACCCUCGAGAGAGGCCCUCAGUCAGCAGCAUACUGGACAAACCUUUCCUUUUCUGUAGGAUAGAGAGGUUCCUCACACCGCAGAUUAUUGCUCAGGAAUUCCGCCAUACUUUCCUUCACAAGCAGCCUAAAAUGGGUGUGGCGCAGGUGCCAUCAGCUCAGAAGAUUACAAAACCAGCUGCCAAAUAUGGAGUGCCUUUAACUGUAAAGAAAGUUGUAGAUGGACCCAGAAGACCACCCUCAGAGAGGAAAAUGGUUGUAAAAAACAAACUGGCCCUACUCCCAGGAGCCCCUCUGAGAAGAGUGAGUCAAGUGGAAGAAGAGAGGAAAAAGUACGAGGAUGGCAUCAGAAAGAAAAGGAUGGAUCUGAUUGAAAAAGAGAGGAAACAGAGAGAACAGAUGUUCUUGUUGAAAGCAGAACAAAUGAAAAGAUGUGAGAAAGAAAAGAUAAAUCGAAUAAACCAAGCCCGAGAACAGGGAUGGAAGCAUGUCUUGAGUUCAAGUGGAGGCAGCAGCCCAGAAAGGAAGUGUUUUGUAGGGGGUGGUAUGAGGGCAGGUGGAGCUAUGCCGGUCCGAGGCCAUCUUCAAGGCCCUGCUCCAGCACCUGGGCCAAACAAAGGCCCUUAUGAACACUAUCAUGCUGCUUUGGACCAAAUGUCUAAAUCACAGCCUAAAGAGGGCAGCAAGGAUGGAAAAUCAGCAGGACAGGGAAGUCCAAUUAGAGGUGUACCAGCUGCUGCAGGUCCAGUGCUGCCCAGCAACCAAGCUGCUCACUUAAAUCCAGAUGCAAUAAGGAUGCACCUUCAGAGACUGCAGCAUGUUUCAAAACAAGUCCAUAUUAGCCGGCAGCGUGGCCAGAUGGGACCUGAACGGGCCUUUCAAGUUCAGGAGUUUUUACAGCGGAAGAAAGAAGCCAUGCUGAACAAAGUCCGUGCUGAGGGACAGCUGGGUACUCGACAAAAUCUGGCUGCCAUCUAUGGAAGCCGGACUGGUGUGCUUCGGUGCAGGCGACCCAGAGCCAACAAAGAGGAGGAGGAGUACUUGGCAAGACUCAGGCAGAUCCGCUUGCAGAACUUCAAUGAGCGUCAGCAGAUCAAAGCCCGACUCAGAGGAGCAAAGUAUGACAGCGAUGGCUCUGACAGCCAGGAGUCCAAUGAGGAGGCCGAGUCCAGGAGGAAGAAGAUAGAAGCUUUAAAAGCUCAGGCAAACACCCGAGCUGCUUUACUGAAAGAACAACUGGAGAAGAAGAGACGAGAAGCACACGAGAGAGAAAAGCGAGCCUGGGAGGAUCAUCUUGCAGCUCGAGGGGUGAAGGGUUUCCUGGCAGCAGGAGUUGCUGCCAUAGCAGAUUCAUCUCCCUCUGAUAGUCCACUUCCACAGCCCGUCCCCCCUCAGCCAGACCCGGCUUCCAAAGCUCCUGCCGUGCCUGCAUCCAAACUCUCCACACCAGCCAUAUCCAUGACUGGUGCCCUGAAGAACGUUGGCGCAGUCAGUCCUCUAAAAGAACACUUGAAUGAACCGCAGACCACUACAGUGAUCCAGAGUGAGAAAAAGCAGAUACUGCACAGACUUAAUCAGAACCUAAAAGCCCAGACCCCCGAAGAGGUGGCGGAGACUCCUCCAAUACCUUCAAAACCAAGUCCUGCUCCCCAGCAGACCCAGUCUGACGCUGAGAAAUGCCCUUCAAACGGAGAUCAGAAGAAGUGGGACGCAGCGGAGCCUUCUGCAAUUCCUGAAGCUCAGCAAACUUUAGACGAGACAUGUAAGACAAAAAUAACUUCUCCAGAAGACAGGCCGCCCUCUGGUGGGGACAGGAAGAAGUGGGAGGCAGGUAUUCCACUGAUUCUACCCAUGGCCCAACAGACUUUAGAGGGGACAUGUAACACAACCAUUGAUCAAACAGUGGGUGAAAUCACGCAGAUGGAAGUGCUGCAGGAAGAAGCUCCCAGGAAGGUGUGGGGAGCGAGUCCAGUGAGUCAGGUGCUGAAAGUGCUUCAGGAGGCUGAGCUUCAGCCUCUCACCGGUCAGCUGGAAACCGUCACCAUAUGUGAAGACAAAUUUUCCACUACUGAUAAGCCUGACCAGAAAACAGCAGCUGACAGCGGGAAAACACCUGCUGAAACAUCGGAUGUGGAUCAAAGCCUGGCUGCUGCAAAUCAGGGUCCAGCCCAGGAAAAGCCUGUGGCCGUUGAUCUGCUGCCACCUGAGCUGAGUGAGAUUCAGGAUCCAAAAGACCUGGAGUCUGUGGUUUUAGAGGAGAGUCCUAAACGAGCCUCACAUCCUCCAGCUGGCCUGCAGCGAGCCUGGGAGCAGGAAACCCAACCAAAAAUGCCACCAGAGGGCGACAAAAGCCCAACACCUGCCAGACAGGUUGAGAAGAGUGCAGAAAAACAGACCGAACCUUCUGGUUUAGCACAGUAUGAGGAGCCCCUGUUUAUGAAGUUGUGUUCACCGGCCCACCGACGUGCUGCCGCCCUCUCAAUCCUCUCUGCCCAGUCCUCCAUGGAUGACUCAUCCUCCUCUCUGGCCUCUCGAUCACGAUCCGUGUCACCUCUGCGUUCCAAGCAUCAGGAUGCCCUGCUCAUAGGUCUCUCUACAGGCAUGUUUGAUGCCAACAACAUCAAGAUGCUGCGGACGUGCUCUCUACCAGACCUUAGUCGAGUCUUUAACCCUGAACAGGACGCUGCAGUCACUAAUCAGACUAACGUUGCUGCAGACAACAACCUGGAAAUUGAAGACCUGGAGGAGACGGCUAAAGAUGAUGACCAGUCAGAGGCGGAGGAUGUAUAUGAAGAUGAAGAUCUGCGAGACAUCAGGGCCUCUAUGGAGAGAUUGCUGCAAGAAGAGGGCGGCAUGAUGAGGAGCCCUCCAGAAGCUGGAGCAGGAGACUUCAAUGGAAACCCUCCAGAGGAUGCAGACCAAGACCUUUUCAAUGAGAUCACAACUGAGAUCAAUCAGAACAGCAGUCAGAUGGCUGUAGAUGAUGACGAUGAUGACGAUGAAGAAGAUGAUGAUGAUGAUGAUGAAGAGGAUGAGGAGGAUGAGGAAUGCUCUAAUGGGAGUCCUGGUGAUGUGGAGGCAGAGGAGUUGCUUUCUAACGGUGUGGGAGAAGAGCAUCUCAGUAAUGGCAAGCACUUCAAUGAAGAAUGGCAUUCAGAUGGUAGUGGAGAGGACCAAGGCGGAGAAGCUGAGCAUUAUGACAGCAUCUUCAGUCGUCUGGAAGAGCUUCGCUUCAACCUGGAGCAGCAGAUGGGUUUUGAGAAGUUCAUUGAAGCCUACAAUAAGAUUAAGGCUAUUCAUGAAGAUGAAGAUGAGAGUAUUGAGCUGGGCUCAAGUUUGGUCUUUAGCAUUUUGGGAACUGAACACCAGCAUCUGUACUCCAACAUCCUUCACCUAGUGAUGGCAGAUGGUGCAUAUCAAGAAGACAAUGAUGAAUAAUGUUAUGUGCAAUGGAGUUGCUGGAAGUCUGCCAGCCAUCUGAUGUCUUCCUACAAUACGCAUCAUCGCCAGAGGGAUCUAUGCAUGUGUGGAAGCGCCCCAUCUAACAGUGUUUCAGGCACACGUGCAUGAUGUAUAACUGAAGCACUGCAGACACUAUAAUUCAAUCUUUGACUAUCAGCACCUGGCACUCUUUUCUAACCAGUGUUAAAUAAGAAGGGCAUUAUGUGAUAUGUGUUCUUGGUAACCAAAGUCCAUUUCAAAUGUCUGUAAAUGUUUGUUGAAGUCUUUGUCUGCAAACAAAUGGCACAUGUACGUAUCGUCACUUUUAUUAAUAGUGUAAACAGUUUUGGUUCUCUUUGUCAUUGGUUCACUUCAACCAGUUUUAUUACAGCAAGUAAAGAUCUGGUCUUCUCAGGUGCUUUCUUCCGACGCUCAACCACAACGUCUGGAGAUAGACCUCUACGUACAUAAACCAGGACUUACUCAACCAGUUGAACCUCAUUUUCUUACAAGAGUUUUCAUCAAACAGGAAGUUCAAUAUUAUCUAAUACAUUUUUUCCACAUUUCUUACUCUUUGAGUUAACCCAAACUGAGUGAACGCUUUAGUGUGUGAGAUUGUUGUAUGUUGCCAUGGUCCUGUAGCAAGAGUGGCUAGUGGGCCGGGCCAGACCAGACUUAAACUGAGCGUUACCUUAUGAUAUAACCAGAAAUAAUAAAGGCACCAGUAGUUGUUUGGAUUUAAUUUAAAAAUUGUACAUAUUUUUAUAAAAUAAAAACUUUU